GAAAAGGAACAGACCUGUAACCAUAACUCAGUUGGACUUGUAUCCAAGAAGUCAGAUGCAAUGGAUUGGCUCCCUCACCGAACAACUGCUUUUCUGUUCCUUUUAUUGGUGUUCUUGGAUUUCAGCACAGGAUUUCAUGUAGAGGUAAAAGAAUGGAGUGAAAAUGGAACAGCAAGAUGGAAAACCUUCAGAAGACAAAAACGUGAAUGGAUAAAAUUUGCUGCAGCUUGUAGAGAAGGAGAAGAUAAUUCUAAGAGGAAUCCAAUUGCCAGAAUUCGAUCAGAUUGUGAAGAAAACAAUCCAAUCACAUACAGCAUCUCUGGAGUUGGAAUUGAUCGUGCCCCAUAUGGAAUAUUUGUUAUUAACCCGAGAACAGGAGACAUUAAUAUAACAGCAAUAGUGGAUAGGGAAGUGACCCCAGUAUUUGUUAUACGCUGCUUUGCUAAACACUCAGUGACGGGUAUAGAUUUGGAACCACCUCUUGAACUUCGAGUCAGAGUUCUGGAUAUAAAUGAUAAUCCUCCUAUAUUUGCACAAUCUGUAUUUACAGGAGCUGUUGAAGAAUGCAGUAUGGACAACACACUGGUGAUGAAAAUAAUUGCAUCAGAUGCAGAUGAACCUAAUAACUUGAAUUCUAAAAUUGCCUUCAAGAUAGAGAGUCAGGAACCUUCAGGCCCACCAAUGUUUGUUAUGAAAAAGGCUACUGGAGAACUCCAUCUGGCAAAUUAUCUUGACAGAGAGCAACACAGUAGCUACACUCUGGUUGUGAAAGCAUCAGAUCGGGAUGGAGCUGGAGAUGGAAUUUCAUCCCUUUGUAGCUGUCAUGUGAAAGUUAUUGAUGUCAAUGACAACUUCCCAACUCUUGCUCAAAGCUCUUUUUCAGCAGCUAUUUCAGAAAAUUCACUCAGUUCAGAACUGCUACGAAUACAAGCUCUGGAUGCUGAUGAAGAGUUUACUGACAAUUGGUUAGCGGAGUUUUUCUUUAUAUCUGGUAAUGAAGAUAAUUGCUUUGAAAUUGUUACAGAUCCAGCUACAAAUCAAGGAAUCCUUAGAGUAAUUAAGGAACUGAAUUAUGAACAAAUCCGAACUCACUCACUGAGUAUCGGUGUCAGGAACAAAGCUGAAUUCCACCACUCUGUUAUGUCUCAGUACCAAGUCAUCGGAACACCCCUGAUAGUAGAAGUAAAAAAUGUGAUUGAACCUCCAAGGUUUAAUCCAUCUUCAAUUAUCUUUUUUGUAUCACAAAAAAUGAGGGCGAACUAUGUUUUGGGAACAUAUACAGCUUUCGAUGAGGACACAGGGACUACUGCAACCAAUGUUGUAUAUAGUAUAGGACGUGAUCCAGGUGCCUGGUUCAGAAUCAAUCAAAACACUGGUGAAAUCACACUGAACAAAGUUAUUGACUGGGAAUCCUCCUAUGUAUCCCAUGGGCAGUACAGAGCAGAGGUUCUGGCUAUUACUAGAGGGGUUCCUCAAUAUACUGCCACUGGCACCAUUGUGCUUACAAUGCAAGGCGUUAAUGACAAUUGUCCAACUAUUAAUACAGCAUUAAGGAAAGUAUGUAUGCAUUCCCCGUCAGUGGUCAUCACAGCAAAGAGCGUAAAUGGUGAUCUAUACGGGCUCCCCUUUACGUUCAGCAUACAUGGUGAACCUCAAACUACGUGGAUUAUCAGAUCAAUAAAUGCUACCUCUGCAGAAUUAGUGAGCCAGAACAUGGACUUCUACCUUUAUAAGAUCUAUAUUAGAGUAAGAGAUAGCCAAGGCCGAAGCUGCUUACAACCAUACAUAAUUCCUCUACAAGCUUGUCGCUGUGACAGUCGCAAUUAUUGCAGCAGUGGGGCCACAAAAAUAAUUAUCAUCGGUGGUGGUGACGGUGGUGGUGGUCCUGAUGAUGACAGAAUUGGUUGGACUGGUAGGCCUGUUACUGAAGACUACACAGACGUGACAUACUGGAAUACUAACACUGAAAUAUAUGAGUCAUAUACUGCUGAGGAUGGAAAUGGUUAUCCUCUCACAUAUGGCCCAUCUUCUACUACACUUAGCGGUGCUGCCAUUGGCCUGAUGUUUCUUGGUGGCUUAAUAUUUGUUCUGAUUCCAAUUCUGAUGUCAAUGAGUGACUGUUGUGGCUGUGGACCUGGAGCUGCAGCUGGAGUUGGAACUGGAUUUGAACCUGUACCUGAAUGCACAGAAGGGGCAAUUCAUCCAUGGGGAAUAGAAGGUGCACAGCCUGAAGAUAGGGAUGUCUCACACAUUCUUGCCCCAACAACAGCUGCUGGAGGUGAUUUUGGUGAACCUUCUGAUAUAUAUACAAACACAUAUGGAGGAGGAGGAGGAGUAUGUCAUGGUGUUGAAGAAACUACAGGGGUUGGCUAUGCCACUGGUACUGGUUAUGGAACAGCUGGAGGAGUUUCUGGAACAGGGGAAGUAAAAGGGUCAACGGGAGGAACGAUAAAAGAAUAUCGAGAAGGAGGGGUGAACAUGGCCUUCCUAGACAACUACUUCUCUGAGAAAGCAUUUGUGUAUGCAGAUGAAGAUGAAGGUCGACCAGCAAAUGACUGCCUAUUAAUAUAUGAUCACGAAGGAAUAGGUACUCCUGUCGGCUCUGUUGGUUGCUGCAGCUUUAUUGGAGAAGACACAGAUGAAACGUAUUUGGAUACAUUAGGACCAAAGUUUAAGACCCUGGCAGAGAUCUGUCUGGGCAAGGAGAUCGAACCUUUCCCUGAUGUCAACCCACCUUGGCCAGGCAUUAAUGUCACCUUUCCCAACCCUGAAUGUGACCUGAACCUCCCGCCACCUGGAACCACCAUCCUUGUCAACGGCUCUGCACCCAUGGCUCCCCCGGUUGGCACUACCACGGUUGUUACUGAAAACACCUACACAUCUGCAUCUACCAUACAGCCCCCACGGCCCAUGCCUGAUCCUUUGCUCCAUGGUAAUGUGACGGUGACAGAGACCUACACCUCCGGCUCUCCUUGUGUUGACCCACUGCGCGCAUCCAAUGUUGUUGUAACAGAAAGGGUUGUUGGUCCUGCGUCUGCCUCCGAUUUGCGUGGCAUGCUAGAUAUUCCCGAUCUCACAGACGGGUCCAACGUUAUCGUCACGGAAAGAGUCAUUGCACCUAAUUCCCGGCUUCCAACGUCUCUGAGCAUUCCCGAUUUGGUAGAUGGGUCGAAUGUGGUGGUGACAGAAAGGGUGUUCAGGCCUGCCUCUGGCAUGCCGGGCAGCUUAAUAAAUAUUCCCUCAGAGUUAUCCAACACCCACAAUGUGGUGGUCACUGAGAGGGUAGUGUCAGGGUCUGGGAUGACCGGCCUAGCGGGGGGAGGUCUAGGGGGGGCAAACCUGGGGGGCCUGAGCAGCACAGGUCAGAUGCUCAAUACCGACUGCCACCUUGGCCAGGCAAUGGGCACAGCAUCCCCUGGCACCUCCCGGAGAAGAGUGACAAAGUACAGCACCGUGCAGUACUCCAGCCAGUAAGGCUUCUGCCAGCGCACCUCCCCACUGAAAUUGGCACUUGCAUCGGCAUUUGUUAGCUGCCACCCACCAAGAAUAUCAUCAUUUUUUACAACUAGAAAACAGCACUGAAAUUUCAGGAAUUCCUCCUUGAGUGAGGAUCUCAGAAGGGUGCCCCAUUUCAAGGUCAAAAACUUUGUCAGUGAAGGGAAAGCUGAGGUGAGCUCUAAAUUUCUCUUUCUUUCCACAGAGCGAUAAACUUGUGCAAACAGACACUAACGAUUUUAGAGAGAGAUCUGAUAAGUAAGGAGA
Messenger RNA from Anas platyrhynchos (mallard), 3762 nucleotides. Its product is annotated as desmoglein-4. Gene Ontology annotation, molecular function: calcium ion binding. NCBI's taxonomy places the organism in Eukaryota, Metazoa, Chordata, Aves, Anseriformes, Anatidae. The record is from RefSeq and is a predicted model, not a curated record. Gene Ontology annotation, cellular component: plasma membrane; desmosome. Gene Ontology annotation, biological process: homophilic cell-cell adhesion.